Messenger RNA from Helobdella robusta, 636 nucleotides. RefSeq lists its product as hypothetical. The record is from RefSeq and is a predicted model, not a curated record. The transcript has 2 exons. NCBI's taxonomy places the organism in Eukaryota, Metazoa, Annelida, Clitellata, Rhynchobdellida, Glossiphoniidae. Bases 1 to 636 code for a protein of 211 amino acids.
AUGGCUGAGAGGAGAGUUGUUUGGGUGAAACCCAUGCUAGCAUGCGCGAUUUUGUUGGUUGCAUUGAAUAACUGGCGGACGGAGAGUGGGCAAGCUCCAGAUAGGAUCAAAUUAAUAAAUUGGGUUAAGAAGUUCAGUGUGUCGUCAAUUGGCAAGGGGCCUGAAAAAACAUCCUUAAGGUGCUGGGGUCGUAGGCCAUCCAGGCUUCCAGAAAAACCGUUUUUGAACGAUUUAACGGCCCUCAGCACCUCGGCGGGAGAAACGCAGCCAGCCGCUGGUGUCAAUACGGGAAAGACCCGCCUGUCCACCGGAAUUUUUGGGUGGAUGGAACAUAAUUUAUCGAAGGUGUCCGGCGAGCUCUCCGCCAGGCCCUUCGGCGAACAGACAAGUCUGACAGCCGAGGACAGGUUUCCCUGUUCAAUACAAGAUGACACAGCGUUGAUCCACCGAUCGGGGUUGUGUUUUUGUUAUUUGGCAUUAUUGAACCCAUUAAAGCACAGUACCAGGGUUUCAAGACCAAUAGUUGAAUAUUCGCUUAGACGCUUGUUGACCAGAUUGCCCUGGUUGACCCGGCAACCCCCUCUGGAAGUCUUCUGUAAGACGUAUGGAACAAAACAGGGAAGUCUAACCCAGUGA